This is a messenger RNA of Setaria italica (foxtail millet), 1333 nucleotides long. RefSeq names its product probable GDP-L-fucose synthase 1. Gene Ontology annotation, molecular function: GDP-L-fucose synthase activity. NCBI's taxonomy places the organism in Eukaryota, Viridiplantae, Streptophyta, Magnoliopsida, Poales, Poaceae. The record is from RefSeq and is a predicted model, not a curated record. Gene Ontology annotation, biological process: nucleotide-sugar biosynthetic process.
CAUCCAUCCGGCGACAUGGGCACCGUCACCGCCGCCGAUCCGCACCCCUCCUUCCUCGCCGACAAGGACGCCAAGGUCUUCGUCGCCGGGCACCGGGGCCUCGUCGGGUCCGCGAUCCUGCGCCGCCUCCUCUCGCUCGGCUUCACCUCCGUCGUCGCCCGCACCCACGCCGAGCUCGACCUCACCCGCCAGGCCGACGUCGAGGCCUUCUUCGCCGCCGAGCGGCCGCGCUACGUCGUCCUCGCGGCGGCAAAGGUCGGCGGCAUCCACGCCAACUCCACCUUCCCCGCCGACUUCAUCGCCGCCAACCUCCAGAUCCAGACCAACGUCGUCGACGCCGCGCUGCGCUGCGGCUCCGUCCGCAAGCUCCUCUUCCUCGGAUCCUCCUGCAUCUACCCCAAGUUCGCGCCGCAGCCCAUCACGGAGGGCGCGCUCCUCUCCGGCCCGCUCGAGCCCACCAACGAGUGGUACGCCGUCGCCAAGAUCGCCGGCAUCAAGAUGUGCCAGGCGUAUCGCAUCCAGCACGGCCUCGACGCCGUCUCCGCCAUGCCCACCAACCUCUACGGCCCGCACGACAACUUCCACCCGGAGAACUCGCACGUCCUGCCCGCGCUCAUCCGCAGGUUCCACGAGGCCAAGGCGUGCGACGCCCCCGAGGUCGUCGUCUGGGGCUCUGGCUCGCCGCUGCGGGAGUUCCUGCACGUUGAUGACCUCGCUGACGCGGUCAUCUUCCUCAUGGAUCACUACUCCGGGCUGGAGCAUGUCAAUGUGGGGAGUGGGAGCGAGGUCACCAUCAAGGAGCUCGCUGAGCUGGUGAAGGAGGUGGUGGGGUUCCAGGGGAAGCUGGUGUGGGACUCCAGCAAGCCGGACGGCACACCCAGGAAGCUCAUGGAUAGCUCCAAGAUACAAGGGAUGGGGUGGAAGCCCAAGAUUGAACUCAAGGAGGGCCUCGUCGAAACCUACAAAUGGUAUGUUGAGAAUGUCGUCUCGGACAAGAAGUAGAGCGAUGCCAAUGGUGGUGUCUUGUUCUCCAUUGCUACUUUCACAAGCUGCUGUCAUGAUUUGUACUAUUCCUACUAUGGUUGUUGCUCAUCAGGUCAUACAAUUCUGUGUUAUAAGUUAACCCACAUAGAAGAGGUUUGUUAUAAUGUUAUGUGUUGGCUGAAUAAUCUGUGGGUCAAAUUAGUAUACUGCUAGAAGGAUAAUUGAUCUUGAACACUUUUUGUUGAGAGUUUAACGACCAAAACUGAUGGAUGGAUGUUCUUGACCUUGAAACAACUGCUUGCUUAUUGAGCAAGCUCUUUUUGAUUUGUGAAAUAUCACAAUGUAUUCA